This is a messenger RNA of Pseudomassariella vexata, 1263 nucleotides long. RefSeq names its product PH domain-containing protein. The transcript has 2 exons. The record is from RefSeq and is a predicted model, not a curated record. Bases 1 to 1263 code for a protein of 420 amino acids. Lineage: Eukaryota; Fungi; Ascomycota; Sordariomycetes; Amphisphaeriales; Pseudomassariaceae.
AUGGCGGACACGGCCACCCAGUCCCCGCCAGUCGCUGAAUCGACGACGAAUACAAAGCUCGCCGGGCGCGGCGCAAAGAUCAUUAUUUCCCCAUCCUCUGUCGCCAUGUCUCCCAACCCAACUGCGAGUCGUUUACGUAGCCAGCUGGGCCUUGCUUCGUCCAGCCCUGUCAACCAAAACGGCAGCUUCGAAUUUGAUCGAGUCAUCAAGACCGGCUAUGUUCAGAAGCGCACACAGAAGACCAAGACCUGGAAAACGGUGUACCUGGUGCUGCGCCCAAAUGCACUCUCCAUCUACAAGUCAGACAAGGAAAGCAAGCUGCGACAUAAGAUCUAUCUGUCCGAAUUGUCCGCCGUGGCUCUCCUGAAAGAUCCGAAACAGAGGCGCCACAACUUGUUCGGCCUUUUCUCUCCCGCGAAGAAUUUCCACUUUCAGGCACCGAGCGCCAGCGACGCCCAGGAAUGGCUGGAUUUGAUCAGGCAAGAUGCGAGAAUAGAGGAAGAGGAGGAGGAAAUGUUCUUGGCCAGCCCCGUCGCCCGACGGCAGUCAUAUGCGCCUCUGAAGGUCCUCGCUAAUACGUCUGGCGUCUUGGACAAUACGCUUCUAGACAACCAACGCAUCUCGAGCUCGCCGGAGCCCAUCGACGCGAAUGCAUCAAGCGUCGCGCCGUCCUCGGUGAGGAGACCAUCACACAACCUGGAUUAUUCGGGUAUUUCGGGAAAUGAGCUUGGGUCGCAUUCCGAUUUCUCAGACAAUGAGGUCCAACGCGUGGGUGCCUCUAUGGAAAACCUCGCCGUUCGAUCUCCAGGUACAUCUGCCUCUCAGCCUGGAACCGACCCCAACUCUCGCCCAGCAAUUGGUGAGAGGAAUACCAGCCAGCUCAGCGGCCUCAACAUCGAACAAGACCCCGACCGUGUCGUGUGGCAAGGCUGGCUCAUGUUCCUGAAAAGUAAGCGCGGCGUUCGACAGUGGAAGCAUUCUUGGGCCGUCCUUCGUCCGCGGAACCUGAUCCUCUACAAGGACGAAUCCGAAUAUUCAGCGUCUUUCAUCAUGGCGCUUGCUGCCAUUGUGAAUGUGGUGGACAUCGAUCCGGUCAGUAAGACAAAGCUUCACUGCAUGCAGAUCAUCACCGACGAAAGGAGCUAUCGGUUCUGCGCCCACGACGAAGAAAACCUGUUGCAGUGUUUGGGUGCCUUCAAGAGCCUGCUUUCGAAACGGAAGGAUCUCGAGGCUCGCCAGAAAGCUGCCGUUGCACCACGCUGA